AUGGCCGAUCGCGACAUUCUCCCAGGCACAGUGAAGCCAGUCCACUACGAUCUGUUGCUCACAGAUCUGGAAUUCAAGGACUGGACCUACAAGGGCACUGUCAAGAUCGAUGCUAAGCUCACCCAGGCCUCGUCCGAGAUCGUCAUCAACACCUGGGAUGUCAAGCUUCACAAUGUCAAGGUCUCAGUCGAGCAGACCAAGGCCGGUCAGACCUUUGAGUCGACCGACUUUGCCUAUGACACCAAGAAGCAGCGAACCACCAUCCGGUUCAAGGAGCAGCUUCCUGCGUCGGCCAAGGCCCAGAUCGUCAUUGACUUUGAGGCCAUCAUCAACCAUGACAUGUCUGGCUUCUACCGCUCCCAGUACAAGCCUCCCAAGGACACCCCUGCCGCGGCCUCUGUACCGCGUGAUGAGGACUUCCACUACAUGAUGAGCACCCAGUUCGAGGCCUGCGAUGCUCGCCGAGCCUUCCCCUGCUUUGACGAGCCCAACCUCAAGGCCACCUUUGACGUCGCGCUCGAGAUCCCGGACGACCAGGUUGCCCUGAGCAACAUGCCUGUCAAGGAGGAGAAGCCAGGCAACAAGUCUGGGACCAAGCUGGUCACCUUUGAGCGAACGCCCGUGAUGAGCACCUACCUUCUGGCCUGGGCCAUUGGCGACUUUGAGUACAUCGAGGCCCUGACGGACCGCCGGUACAAUGGCAAGCAGAUCCCCGUCCGAGUCUACACGACUCGCGGGCUGAUUGAGCAGGGCCGGUGGGCUCUUCAGCAUGCUCCCAAGUACAUCGACUUCUUCAGUGAGAAGUUUGAGAUCGACUACCCUCUGCCAAAGUCGGACAUCCUUGCCGUGCACGAGUUCACGCACGGGGCCAUGGAGAACUGGGGCCUGGUCACCUACCGCACUACCGCCAUCCUCUUCGACGAGAAGCAGUCCGACGCUGUCUUCCGCAACCGCAUCGCCUACGUGGUCGCCCACGAGCUGGCUCACCAAUGGUUCGGCAACCUGGUGACUAUGGACUGGUGGGAUGAGCUCUGGCUCAACGAGGGCUUCGCCACCUGGGCUGGCUGGGUUGCGACGGAGCAUCUUCACCCCGACUGGGACGUCUGGGCCCAGUGGGUCAACGAGGGCAUGGAGACCGCCCUCGGGCUUGAUGCCGUGAGGGCCUCUCACCCCAUCCACGUCCCCGUCCGCGAUGCGCUGGAUGUCAACCAAGUGUUCGAUGCCAUCAGCUACCUGAAGGGCUGCUCGGUCAUCCGCAUGUUGGCGAACCACCUCGGCACCGAGACCUUCCUCAAGGGCGUCGCCAUCUACCUGAAGAAGAACAAGUACGGCAACGCCACCACCCAGGAUCUGUGGGCCGGCCUGAGCGAGGCCUCUGGCCAAGACAUCAACACCAUCAUGGGACCGUGGGUGGAGAAGAUCGGCCACCCCGUUCUCACCGUUGCCGAGGAGCCCGGCCAGAUCACCGUCAAGCAGUCGCGUUUCCUGUCGACCGGCGAUGUCGAGGCCAAGGACGACACGACGACCUGGUGGGUGCCCCUCUCGUUCGAGGGCAAGGCCGGCACCCAGGGCAUCGACACCGUCGCCCUGACCACCAAGGAGGAGACCAUCCGCGACGUCAACGACGACUUCUACAAGCUCAACUCGAACGCGACGGGCUUCUACCGCGUCAGCUACCCUCCCGCGCGCCUGGUCAAGCUCGGCACUCAGCUCGACAGGCUCAGCGUCGCGGACAAGAUUGCCACGGCCGGCUCCGCCGCCGAGCUCGCCUUCUCCGGCUACGGCACCACGCCCGCCCUCCUCUCGUUCGUGCAGGGCUUCAGCGGCGAGAGCCACUACCGCGUCCUCUCCCAGGCCCUCGACGCCGUCGGCACCGUCAAGGGCAUCUUUGGCGAGGACGACGACAUCCGCAGGGUGCUGGAGCGCUUCAUCCUCGAGCUCAUCGAGCGGCCCCUGAGCACCAUCGGCUGGGACUUCCCCGCGGGCGAGGACUUCAACAAGGGUCUCCUGCGCAAGAGGCUGCUGCUGGCUGCUGGCGUCAACGGUCAUACCGGCGUCCAAGAGGAGGCGCUGCGCCGCUUCAGAGCCCUCCGCCAGGACCCCGCCAACAACCGGCCGCACCCGGACCUCCGGCGGCCCAUCUACCGCGUGGCCCUCAAGGCGGACCCGGCCGACACGGUCGCCUUCCUGCAGGACGAGUGGCGCACGUCCAACGCGCCCGACGGCCGCGAGGUCUCGCUCGCGACCAUGGGCCACGUCUUCGACGCCGGCGUCGUCACGCGCACGCUGCUGCCCUUCCUCUUCGGGCGGGGCUCCGACUGCGUGCCCGCGGGCGACAUGCACUACCUGGCGUCGGGGCUGGCGCACAACCGCGUCGCCCGCCCGCUGCUGUGGCAGUACAUGCGGGAGAACUGGGGCGAGGUCGUCGCGAAAGUGGGCGGCAAUCCCGUCGUGCUGGACCGGCUGGUCAAGGUCUCGCUGCAGCAGUUCUCGGACCGCGGGGCGCUGGCGUCGAUCGAGGGCUUCUUCGCCGGCAAGGACACGGGCGCGUUCAACCGCACGCUCGAGACGGUCAAGGACCGCAUCCGCGGGCGGGCGGCGUACCGCGAGCGCGACGCGGCGGUCCUGCGCGAGUGGGCGGCGGCUCGCGGCGCGGCCUAG
This is a messenger RNA of Thyridium curvatum, 2661 nucleotides long. RefSeq lists its product as uncharacterized. Gene Ontology annotation, biological process: peptide catabolic process; proteolysis. Gene Ontology annotation, cellular component: cytoplasm. Lineage: Eukaryota; Fungi; Ascomycota; Sordariomycetes; Thyridiales; Thyridiaceae. The transcript has 3 exons. The coding region runs from base 1 to 2661 and encodes 886 amino acids. The record is from RefSeq and is a predicted model, not a curated record. Gene Ontology annotation, molecular function: metalloaminopeptidase activity; peptide binding; zinc ion binding.